AUGUCUUGCUUUCAACAACGCAGAGAGUCUCUACUCGUUUCACAGAGCCAACAUCCACGAGCGUCGCCGUGCAGCUACAUUUGCGAGGCUGUUUCCAUUGCUUUUGUUCCUCCUGGUGACUUUUCUAGCAGCACUUGGCUUCGUGCUAUCAACGAGACUGCUGCUGUCCAUUUGCGCAGUUCUGAAUGCCAGCCUGUGUCUUGGAAUGAGCUGCAGAGGAAUUCUUUGCCUGCUCGGUGUCCGGAAGAUGGCGCUGGAGCUGCAGAGCGAAGUCGUCGAGUUGCACGAGGAUGGCAUUCAGCAUCUCAUCGUUAUCGCCAACUACAAAGAGGUGCAAAGCCUUGA
Molecule: messenger RNA, 345 nt
Organism: Symbiodinium necroappetens
Lineage: Eukaryota; Dinophyceae; Suessiales; Symbiodiniaceae
Source: the annotation of a GenBank genome assembly